AUGGGGUCUUCCAAACCCCACGACGCCUUUCGCAUCGCGAAGACUCCCAAGCAACUCCAAAAUUUCGCCAGAAACCUUGAAGUUGCCUUGGAAAGGGCCAUCAAGAACAAUGGACCUUACAACAAGGUUUCCGUUCUCGCUUUCCAUUGGGCCAACGAUGAAAUGCAGGUGGUGACCUUGGAAAGUCAGCUCCUAGAAAUAUUCACUGAAGUGUACGGUUAUGAAACCGAGUCCUUUACCAUCCCAGUGGCACAGUCCACUCAAUGCUUGGGCGACAAGCUUUUAGAGUGGAGCAAACUUCGUCGAGGACAGGGAACGCUUAGAAUCUACGUCUAUUCAGGCCAUGCCUCCCACGCGGGAACAGUGGAUCAUCAGUGGUUUCUAGGCGGCAGAGCAAAUGCCCGCGGAGAUUUAGUCGGGCCAAGAGUGGAUUGGUUCGUGGUGAAACAUCUGAUUGAGUAUUCGGAAGGGGACGCCUGCUACAUAUUCGACUGUUGUUCUGCGGGCUCGGCCGCCCUUUAUGACGGGCCUGAAGUACUCUGUGCGUCCGGUUGGGGCCAAACGGCCGGCUCGAACCUGCCGUUCUCCUUUACCCAGGCCCUUAUCGACACCCUCAAGGACCUUGCCGGAGAGACUAAGACGUUAGCCGAGAUCUUCGCCAUCAUGUACCGGAACGCCUACCAGAGCCAAAUGAGCGCCAGCCCGCUACACAUCGCGCGCAGGGGCAAUCCGAGCAUCGCCCUUGCCCCUUUGACCUCGAGAAAGGGGGAAAGCGUGGAGCCUCGGAUGACGAGAUCCCAGGCAAGAGACCAUGUCGACCACCGCGUUCUGAUCAGUGUCCACUUGCAGGAAGACACUCCUGAUCUUCAAAGCUGGAGUCGAUGGCUGGCAACGAAUCUUCCUCCAGUAGUUUUCGGCGUCGACGUGAAGAUUGAGUCUGUAUUUCGGGCUGGAAGUACCUUGGUCUUGGUCACCCUGCCCUUAGAGAUCUGGACAAUGCUAGAUCCCCGCGACGAAGCCUUCACUUUUGUCGCACAUGUUUUGUCCAACAACAUCUUGCCUGUUUUAGAGGGUAGAGGUAUGCCGAUACGUCCUCCACCGGGGCCGACAAGCUCCGAAAACAUGCCCCCAGGCCAACACUACCGUAAGUCUCUCGGAUAG
Molecule: messenger RNA, 1161 nt
Organism: Aspergillus campestris IBT 28561
Lineage: Eukaryota; Fungi; Ascomycota; Eurotiomycetes; Eurotiales; Aspergillaceae
Exons: 2
Coding region: 1-1161 (386 amino acids)
Source: RefSeq, a predicted model, not a curated record